AUGUCUUUUUUAAUUUCAUUACUCUCUGAUCCAGCAUUAGUUUGUCUGCUGUGCGCAGCAGUAUUAUUAGCUGUAGUCUAUUUUUCAACUGGCUAUAAAAAUUCAGCUUUUAAAUUACCUCCUGGUCCAACUCCUCUUCCGAUCAUUGGUAACCUGCACUUGGUGGAUCUUAGAAGGCAAGAUAAAUCACUAAUGAAGCUUGCAGAAAAAUACGGCCCCAUCUUCACCCUGCACUUUGGGUUCCAGAAAGUUGUGGUGCUGACCGGGUACGAAGUUGUGCGAGAGGCGCUUGUGAACUACACAGAGGAGUUUGUAGACAGACCAUCCAUCCCAAUAUUUGACCAAAUUCAGAACAAAAACGGUCUGUUCUUCUCCAUCGGGGAGCUGUGGAGGACAACGCGCAGGUUCACCGUGUCCAGCAUGCGCAACCUCGGCAUGGGCAAGCAAAUGAUAGAGGGCAGAAUCUUUGAGGAGCUCCACUUCCUCAUCGAGAUGAUCAAAUCCUUCAAAGGGGAACCUUUCAGCCUGCCCUCCUUCAACUGCGCGCCCAUCAACGUCACCUUCAUCAUGCUCUUUGGGGACAGGUUUGACUACAAGGACCCAACAUUCCUCACUCUCCUAAGGCUCAUAGAUGAAAUUAUGAUUCUUCUGGGAUCACCAAAUUUAAACUAUUUCAAUUUCUACCCGUUCCUUGGAUUUCUUUUCAAAACCCACAAGAUUAUGCUCAAGAAAAUCGAAGAUGUGCGUGCCAUUUUAAGGCAAUACAUGAAGGCCAGCAGGGAGGACAUCAAUGAGAACAGUGUGAGGAGCUAUAUUGAUGCACUGAUAUUCAAGCAACAAGAGGAGAAGCACAAGAAAGACAGCCUCUUCCAUGAUGACAACUUAAUGGCAUCCAUACUUGACCUGGUCAUGGCUGGAACAGAGACCAUUGCCACCACCCUCCAGUGGUCCAUCCUGCUGAUGAUGAAAUACCCAGAGAUUCAAAAAAAGGUCCAGGAGGAGAUUGGGAGAACGGUGAAGGCUGGGAGCUGGGCCACGUACGAGGACAGGAGGAGGAUGCCCUACACCAACGCGGUGCUGCACGAGGUGCAGAGGUUCAUCACCCUCCUGCCACACGUGCCCCGCUGCACGGCUGUUGACACCCACUUCAGGGGCUACUUCCUGCCCAAGGGUAUAAUUGUAAUCCCAUCCCUCACCUCAGUGCUGCUGGAUAAGACACAAUGGGAGACACCACAUCAGUUCAACCCCAACCACUUUCUCGAUGCUGAAGGGAAUUUUGUAAAGAAAGGAGCUUUCCUGCCUUUCUCCACAGGGCGGCGGAACUGCAUCGGGGAAAGCCUGGCCAAGAUGGAGCUCUUUGUCUUCUUUGUAGGGCUGCUCCAAACAUUCACCUUCCGACCCCAGCCGGGAGUUUCAGAGUCUGACCUGGACCUCACCGUCCCCCAGACGACUUUCACAUUGAGGCCUCAGCCCCAGGCAACCUGUGCUGUCCUGAGGGAAUAA
Melospiza georgiana is the source of this 1503-nucleotide messenger RNA. RefSeq names its product cytochrome P450 2W1. The transcript is spliced from 9 exons. The record is from RefSeq and is a predicted model, not a curated record. The coding region runs from base 1 to 1503 and encodes 500 amino acids. Gene Ontology annotation, molecular function: iron ion binding; heme binding; oxidoreductase activity, acting on paired donors, with incorporation or reduction of molecular oxygen, reduced flavin or flavoprotein as one donor, and incorporation of one atom of oxygen. Gene Ontology annotation, biological process: xenobiotic metabolic process. Gene Ontology annotation, cellular component: intracellular membrane-bounded organelle; cytoplasm. NCBI's taxonomy places the organism in Eukaryota, Metazoa, Chordata, Aves, Passeriformes, Passerellidae.